This is a messenger RNA of Lactuca sativa (garden lettuce), 873 nucleotides long. RefSeq names its product PRKR-interacting protein. Gene Ontology annotation, molecular function: double-stranded RNA binding; protein kinase inhibitor activity; protein kinase binding. NCBI's taxonomy places the organism in Eukaryota, Viridiplantae, Streptophyta, Magnoliopsida, Asterales, Asteraceae. Gene Ontology annotation, cellular component: nucleolus. Gene Ontology annotation, biological process: negative regulation of protein kinase activity. The record is from RefSeq and is a predicted model, not a curated record.
AAGGGCACACUCAAAACUCAAAUCAAUCCCCAAAUUUUCACCUAAUUCAGAAGUAGAGAUCGUCGGCUUUCACCGGCACUGUAAUCCGAUUCCGGCAGGAGGUGGAUAUUUAGGGUUUUAUCGCCGGACAAAAAGAUGUCCAGUUCCGGUAGGCCGUCGGCGGCCGUUGCGAGUGGAGAUUUACAGAUUGUAUCGGCGCCUUCAAACAGAACAGCGAUCUCCGCUCUUCCUCCUCGCCAUCCGACUAAUACUUCAUCAGCUCUUGUUGAAUACACGCCUCCAGUAAUUAAUCAGGAAGAAGAGGACCUCGAGGUGAAGCUGCGUCGCAUAUUAGAUCACGUCCCUGUUCGUGUUAACAAUACCUCCGGUAGUUCCGCUGGUUCUGGCUCCGGGGACUUCCAUCAGUAUCGACAGAUGAGAAGGAAAGAACAAGAUAGGCUUGCAAGGAUGGAUGUUGACUUCCAUAAAAGGAAACAGGUGGCAGAGUUUAAUAAGAGGAGAGAGGAAAGAUUAAAAGCAACAGAAGAGAGAACUGCAAAGAAGCGUUUGAAAAGACAAAAGAAGAAGCAGAAGAAACAAGAAAAGAAAAUCAAGUUGGAAGGAGGUGAUAAUUGUGAAGAAGAACAUCAUAAGGAAGAUGAUAAUGAUAAAUCUUCAGAUGAAGAAGAUGAUCAAAACGAAUGAACAGAAAGAAUUACAUGUACUUGAAUCCAAGUAGGAUGUUGUUUUGUUGUUAAUCACAAGUAAAAUCAUAUGCAUUUCCAUUAUAAGUAAUGUUUUAAUGCACAAUUUAUGAUGGAUUAUUAGAUUUUAUGUCAAAUUUUGUAUGUUGAUAUAUGCUUUCUUCAAGAAAAAAAUAUUCGUAUUUGGUAA